AUGCACCACACAGAACUUAACUACAAAGAAAAGGCUGUGCUAACGUUGCAGUGUGCUUUCCGUCGCAUCCUGGCUUGCAGAGCAAGGGAGAAGCGCCUUAGGGAGCAGAGAGAAUAUACAGAGUUAAUGGAGCGCCUCCAGAGAGAGGCCUUCAUUGCGAUGGUGAAGAAGGAGCAGGAAGAAGCUGAACGGGAGAGACAGAAAGAGGAAGAAAAAAAGAAGCAGCAACGAGAAAUACAACAAAGGAAGAAACGGAUGCUGGAGGCGGCAUUUGAUGGGGAUGUGGAAGAGAUGAAGGCUGUGUUAAAGGAAGUGUCAGAUUUGGAUACUAAGAAUGGUGUGGGUACCGAUGAAAAAGGGAAGGCCACACGUCUCUGUAAUCACAUCAACAUGGUGGAGUGCACUGACGCUAAUGGGAACACUCCCCUUUUGGAGGCAGCAGGAGGUGGCCACCCCAGUGCUAUCAAGCUGCUGAUAGAAAAUGGAGCCAAUCCCAACUGCAAGGGAGGUUUUGGCAGGACCCCUCUUUAUCGUGCUGCUUUUGGUGGUCACAUGGCUGCAGUGGAGACGCUUCUUCAAUAUGGAGCAGACCCCAGACUUCAUGCUGAUGAUGGCAACACGCCUGAACAAAUUGCUUCUCUGGACAGCUUGGUUGCCAUUCUGCACUCCUGGGACAUCAGCCUGACCGAGUUGAUGCUACAGAAGAUGGAGGCAGAACAGCAAAGAAGAGUCUUGUUGGAAAAGAAGCAGAAAGAAGCUGAGACUCACCGAAUGAGCGAGGAGGUGGAGCAGCUGGCUAAAGCACAGGAGAGAUGUAACAAGGAGCUGCAGCAGGCCUACUGUGAACUGAACAGGAGAAUCACGGAGCAUGACAAGUGUCAGAGAAAGCAGAUGGUCAAUGCAGAGCUGACCCUGCAGGCAAUUGGUGAUGCAGAGACGUUGGUGGAGACUCUACGUCUGGCUGCUGAGAAAGCAGAGGAGAAACUGUCCCUGGCCAGGCUCAGGUUGCGAGAACAGACUCAGGAAGGGGUGGGGGAAGAAUUCCAAGGGCUGAAGUGCUCCAUACCAGAGCUUGAUGAUGUGCUAUUGAAGGAUGUGGGAGGCAAAAUCCAUUCAGAUGGACGAUGGCCAUUAAUCAUUGAUCCAUCUGGACAGGCUGCAGCUUACCUGCGGUAUCGAGACACAAAUUACUUGAAUACACUGAACCCAAACGAUAUGAACGUGGAGACCGUUCGACUGGCCUUGCUGGGAGCCCUCCGGUAUGGAAAGCCAGUGGUGUUUGACAUGAUGGAAGUGAAUAUGUUUGAUGCUGUGAAGAGGCAGUUGGAGGGAAUAGAGUCCGGACUGGCAGAGGCAAUUCUGAGCAAGCAGAUACUGCAGAAUGAAAGGUACCUGUCCUUAGUCAGGGCAACAGAUGGACCAGAGUAUUCACCGACUGAAUUUCAAGCAACUAGACUUGGAAACUUUAAAUUAUUUGUUAUCAUCAAACGUCACCAGCCCCCUGAGGAAUUGCUCCAAAUUCUCCUUCCAAUUCGGGUCAUUCUGGUCAAGUGCAGCCUGUAGGUAUGGGGCAACAGGCAGCAAGUGGGGUAGCAGCUGGUGUCUCAUUAAAGUGAAAUUAUAUUACAAGGCUUGUGUUUUGUAACCAAUCAUGGGCAGCACUGGGGGUCGGCUUUCUGCGUUUCUGAAGGGAAGGCCACAAAGUGCAGGGAUCAUAAUAGGGCAGAUGGGGAGGUGCCAAAUAGCUGAGCUGAACUCACCCUGCCAAUAGCUAAGACUGCAAGAUGCAAUUCUGUUCAGCAGCACUAUGGGCAAGGCCGUACAUUUGUGACUGAAGGCCUCCUUUGCAGGCUCAGCUUGUCUCCCCAGACAGUGACUCACCUUCGGUGAGAUGGUCAUUUUCUUUGAGGCAGCGAGUAGGACGAUGAGGCUUUUUCUUGCAGUCCCUGCCCUUUGCACUGUGAUACCUCAGCAGCAGGCAGGAAAUACGAAAGAAAAGUGCCUCUGCCUGACCCCUGCAAUCAUCUCCUUUCUGUUUAUGAUCCUUCCCCCCCCCCCGCUGGACUUUGUGUAGCCUGUUGUUGUUUUUUCUUUCUUUUCUACUACCGCUUUAGUGCAACUGCCGAAGGAGGCUGCAACUUGGUGCUAUUUCCAUGAGCCCCACUGAGACUGUUGUUCUCCUGCCAGCAUAGUGUAACGGGGACAGGCUGGCUGCAUCCGUCCAUGAAACACCCUCAACCCAUGCUCAGACAAGGCUAUGAAACUGAGGAGCCUUUUUAUAUCAAUAAUAGGACUUGGUGCAGUCACCUCUAUUUUGGGUCUGUAAAACUCCAGUCAGUACCAGAUCUGUGCCAGGUUGGCUGCUGGUUCGGCUCAACUGGGCUCAAGCUCAUAUGACACAUCCUGCAUUCAGUGAGCAAAGCCAUCCUGCCACAGAGAAUGCAUGCUACCGUCCCUCAAGUGCUAGCAGUGGUUUAGCUGCCCUCAUAGAAACGAGGCCUUGACAGCUUUGGGCCUUUUAACAAUACCAAUUAAAUCUGCUGCCUACAGCAAGUGCUGGAUGCAUCUGAAGCCUUGGCUACACAGCAGCUGCCACAGCCAAACUGCAGUUCCGAACAGCCAGACUUUUGAUAAAGGACCUGAGCAUGGCUAAGGGCUAAGGGCAACCAACAUGCAGACACCAAGUCCCUGAUAGUGACACUGGGUGCAGCCGGGCACAGGUCAAUGCACUGUUUAUUAAAGACUUGUGUGCGCUACGCCCUGUUAGCAACACCAUUAAGCCCAGGGGUGAAGGGUAAAGGCGGGCCGACUGUCCGCAAUGUGAUGCAGGCCAAAUGCCUAUAGGUCAAGUGGCGAGCAUCAGCGUGGAUUUGUGGCACCAUGGCAUGGAUAGUGGAAGAUUAACCAUUGAAAUGGUGGUUUGUUUGUCUUUCAUAUACGCUUAGUCAUCGCUGCUUGCCCAAGUUUUCUUCCUUGAACCUAGUUCUUCUAGCACCCAGCAGGUAACUGUUCUGCAGUGACUGUAGUGGCAGCAUGUCCCCUAUAGUCUGCUGAAAAGUGGCCAUGCUGACGUCAAGAUGACAGGUAUCCACCUGAAGCAAAAGUGAACAUACUUACUGAGGGGGCAGUUGGUGGGAUUGUUCUUACACUGCAUCACCCCAGGGUAGGGAAAGGCUGAGUUAUGGGCCAUCUGGGCCCUACUACUGCUAGGAUUCUUUUGUGGUAGCCACUAGAUGCCUUGCUGUGCAGGUUGCUUCACAAAAGCCUGGGUUGCGCAUCUAUGAGAGCCUGCCCUCUAGAGUGCGUGUGAGAGAGUGAAACAUGGUUACAUUGGCAGGUGACAUGCACAACUUGAUUUGUGAUGGGGGACAGAAUGGAGUUCAAGGAGUAUAAGAGACACAAGGAGCUCAAUCUAUGUAGUUUAACAAAGAACAGUUAAAAGAUAAUGUCAUUUGGUCAAAAUAUGUACAUGAGGAACAAGUAUUCAAUAAUGGGCUCUUCAGUCUGGCAGAGAAAGGUAUAACAUGAUCCAAUGGUGGACGUUGAAGCUAGACAAAUUCAGACUGGCAAUAAGGCGUAAUUUUCUAACAACGAGCAUAAUUAACGACUGGAACAAUUUACCCAGUUGUUUUGGUGACCACUCCAUCUCAGGCAAUUUUUAAAUCAAGACUGGAUGUUUUUCUAAAAAAUAUACUCUGGGAAUUAGUUUGGGGCCGUUCACUGACUAGCCAUGAAAUCUCUGAAAGAAGUCUCAAGAUGGGAGAGACCAUAGCAGGGCAGAUGUGAUGGAUGUUGAGGCAGAGAUACUGAAGAUUUGGCUUUCUCUAGAUUUGAAAGUA
Chelonoidis abingdonii (Abingdon island giant tortoise) is the source of this 3839-nucleotide messenger RNA. The record is from RefSeq and is a predicted model, not a curated record. NCBI's taxonomy places the organism in Eukaryota, Metazoa, Chordata, Testudines, Testudinidae.